Molecule: messenger RNA, 5411 nt
Organism: Myripristis murdjan (pinecone soldierfish)
Lineage: Eukaryota; Metazoa; Chordata; Actinopteri; Holocentriformes; Holocentridae
Gene: sall3a
Product: spalt-like transcription factor 3a
Exons: 4
Coding region: 194-4198 (1334 amino acids)
Biological process (GO): regulation of transcription by RNA polymerase II
Cellular component (GO): nucleus
Molecular function (GO): RNA polymerase II cis-regulatory region sequence-specific DNA binding; DNA-binding transcription factor activity, RNA polymerase II-specific
Source: RefSeq, a predicted model, not a curated record
CACCGGCUAAUUUUCUUUUUCUUUUUCCUUUUUUCCCUUUUCUUUUCUCUUUUUUUUUGGCGCUACCAGACUCUUGGCGAACUUUUUGCUGUGUGUUGUUUCAUUCGCUCGUCGCUGAUGUAUCUGCAAAACGCAGAGACAUCUCGGAGCGCAAAAGCAGCAGCAGCAGCAUCACCCACACGCCGACACCAGCAUGUCCCGACGCAAGCAAGCCAAGCCGCAGCACCUCAAGUCGGACGAGGAUCCGGCUCUGGCCGGGGUGAUUUCCGAGCAUGCUCGUGGUGAAGUGCUGGAUGAUGCCGACAGCGGGAACGAGAGCCGCAGUGGCAGUGAGGAGACCCAUGUAUGUGAGAAGUGUUGUGCUGAAUUCUUCAAGUGGUCAGACUUCUGUGAACAUUUAAAAAGCUGCACCAAGAACCCACUGGUGCUCAUAGUGAAUGAAAAUGAGGGCACACCUAACCCCUCCCAGGAGUAUCCUACAGAGCCCUCCCCUGUGCCCAGCUGUCCCAGUGAGCAGGCCGACAGCGAGGACCCUAGAGAGGGGAACCAUAGUCCCCCUGGUGAUGGGGAUGAUGUCCCAGAGAUGGCAGCCCUGGAUGGAGUCACUGCCUUGGAAAAGGAGGACGAGCCAAUGGAGCUCGAGCUUUCUCCUGAAAAACCCUUGGAUCCUGAGGAAAGAGAUGCACCAUCCCCUGAGCCCGAAGGCUCCCUACCUCAGCUCAGUGAUGUCGCCCCCUCCACUGUCACAAGCUACACCAUGCCAAGCACCAACGUUACCUUGGAGACACUGCAUGGCACCCGGGUUGCAGUGGCCCAGUUUUCACAGAGUGUGAGAGCAGCGGCGGGCAGUGGCGUUUCUACCAUGGCCAUUCCCAUGAUCCUGGACCAGCUGAUGGCCCUCCAGCAGCAGCAGAUCCACCAACUGCAGCUGAUAGAGCAAAUACGCAGUCAGGUGGCUCUUAUGAACAGGCAAUCGGCAUCACAGCCAGCCCUCAACCAUCAUACCCAUCACAAUGCUGCUGCUGGUGUCCACGGGGGUGCAUCGUCUUGUGUCGCCCCCGUACCAAGUCAGCUUCAGCUACACAACUUCAUCACACCCCCUGUCCAUCAGCUGCCUAUUAGGUUGCCGGCUACUCUUAACGGUCAAGGCCCUUCACCUCUGACCUCAGCAACAGACGGGCCUCUCUCUCAAACACAACAAAGUGUCAGUCAGCAGUCUAACUCUUCAAUCCCCAACACGUCCUCAGCUAAUUCAGUGUUCCCCCCACCUAGUGGCUCUGGACUGUCAUCUUUAUUGCCUCCCUGCUCAUCCUCAGUCACAAACAACAACAAUAGCAGUAGUACUAGUAUAACAGGAGGUGGUGGCAUCAGCAGCAGCUCAGCCCUUCCUAGGAACUCCACCACCUCCCCAUCACUAAGCCACAGCAGCCUCCUGAGCUCUGCCUCCAGUCUACCACUGAUACCUCACAGCUCGUCCAGCAGUGUCAUCUUCCCCAACCCACUAGCCAGCAUAGCUGCCACAGCCAAUGCUCUCGAUCCCCUCUCCGCUCUGAUGAAGCACCGCAAGGGGAAGCCCCCCAAUGUGUCUGUAUUUGACACUAAGCCCAGCUCUGAGGACCCCUUCUUCAAGCAUAAGUGUCGGUUCUGUGCCAAGGUGUUUGGCAGUGACAGCGCCCUGCAGAUCCACCUGCGUUCCCACACUGGAGAGCGGCCCUUCAAAUGCAACAUAUGUGGUAACCGUUUCUCUACCAAGGGCAAUUUGAAAGUCCACUUCCAGAGGCACAAAGAGAAAUAUCCACAUAUUCAGAUGAACCCCUACCCUGUGCCAGAGUACCUGGACAACGUGCCCACCAGCUCAGGCAUCCCAUAUGGCAUGUCUCUGCCCCCAGAGAAGCCCGUGACAACAUGGCUAGACAGCAAACCCGUCCUCCCCACUGUGCCCACCUCAGUUGGGCUCCAGCUCCCUCCCACAUUGCCAAGCAUGAUGGGAGGUUUUGGUGAGUCUCCAAGCCUCACCCCACUCAGCAGAUCCCCUCAGAGGCCAUCCCCACCUUCAAGUGAGUGUGCGUCUCUGUCCCCUAAUAUUGUCACUGAUUCUGGCAUGACCACUACUUCACCUUCCCCAAAACCCAACCUAGGGACCGAUGCACCUCCUCUCUUGAAACCCGAGGGUGUUCACCUGCCCCCAAACUGCUCCACUAGGCCAGGGGAGAACACCACCACCACAACUACAGUAACUCAAGUGGUCCUUUCCACCACUGUCACCUCCACCACAUCUACUAGUAGUGGCCAGAUCACUGAACCCAUCACUGCCCCCAACUCAGUUUCCCAUCCUGUCCUCCCCAUGCUGUCAGACCAGUUUAAGGCCAAGUUUCCCUUUGGUGGCCUCCUAGACUCUAUGCAAACAUCAGAGACCUCAAAAUUGCAACAACUUGUAGAAAACAUUGACAAGAAGAUGACUGACCCCAACCAGUGCGUCAUCUGUCAUCGUGUCCUGAGCUGCCAGAGUGCUCUCAAGAUGCACUACCGCAUCCACACUGGUGAGAGGCCUUUCAAAUGCAAGAUAUGUGGACGGGCGUUCACCACCAAGGGAAACCUGAAAACGCACUUUGGCGUCCACAGGUCUAAACCCCCGCUCCGGGUCCAGCACUCCUGCCCUAUCUGCCAGAAGAAGUUCACCAACGCUGUUGUGCUUCAGCAGCACAUCCGUAUGCACAUGGGAGGGCAGAUCCCCAACACCCCACUGCCGGAAAGCCUCCAGGAGAUGGACACUGACCUCUCCUUUGAUGAGAAGAGCUUAGAUGCCAUGAGCAACUAUGACGAUGACCUUCUGGAUGAAAUGGAGCAGGCUAUGGAGGAUGAGGCUGACCUGAAAGAAGGGGAAAUAGACCCAUCUAAACCUUAUUCACCCGGGAGCUCCCCACCAACCUCUGUCAUGUCUAGCAUUGCUGCCUUGGAGAACCAGAUGAAGAUGAUUGACUCCACCGUCAAUAUGACCCGUUCAUUUGGUCAGAAGCCCACACAGAAUGGCAGCAGCUUUGGAGGGGAGGGUGAUUUCUUUGCCAAUGAUUCUUUGUCUGCAGUAGGGGACAACGAAGGUCAGAGCUUAGGAAGUCCAGCCCUGUCUGAGUCCUCUGGCUCCAUGCAGCAUUUAUCCCCAACUCACAGCCACUCCGAAAGCCACCGCUCCAAGUCCCCUGCCACACUCAACAACAACAACAGCAGCAGCAGUGCCACGGCAGCCGAGGAAGGGCAGGAGAACAAUACAGCCGGCCUGGCAACAGUGAAGUCAGAGAAAUCAGAGACCCCAUCCCCACUUUCUGCAUCUGAAGGCACCGGGGCCCUUGACCUGACAGCCACUCAGCCUGGCAGGCACUUCAUCAAGGAGGAGAGCCACUUCAACAUGCUGUUUCUAAACAGAGACAGAGGCCUGAGCGCACCCAGUUUGGCCAGCACUGCAUCAAACAUGAUCAAAAUGGAAAUGAAUGGACACGGCAAAUCAAUGUCCCUGAGCGACAACUCUCACCUACCUGUGGGCAUCCAGGUUCCUGCCACAGCACCCCAGACCACCAUGAGCCCUAGCAUCACCCCCAUGCUGGCACCCCCGCCCCCUCGCCGCACUCCGAAGCAGCACAACUGCCAGUCCUGUGGGAAGAACUUCUCCUCAGCCAGUGCCCUGCAGAUACAUGAGCGUACACACACUGGGGAGAAACCUUUCGGCUGUUCUAUUUGUGGAAGGGCUUUCACCACUAAGGGCAAUCUGAAGGUUCACAUGGGUACGCACAUGUGGAACAACGCUCCAGCCCGUAGGGGUCGGCGUCUGUCCGUGGAGAACCCCAUGGCCCUGCUGGGCGGGGAUGCCAUGAAGUUCAGCGAGAUGUUCCAGAAGGAUCUGGCGGCUCGGGCCAUGAACGUCGACCCGGGCUUCUGGAACCAGUACGCGGCUGCCAUCACUAAUGGCCUGGCCAUGAAGAACAAUGAGAUCUCUGUUAUCCAGAACGGAGGCAUCACCCAGCUGCCUGUCAGCCUUGGUGGGGCAGGAAUCACCUCAUUGGGAGCCAUGCCCGGAGGCAUGGACCGGAUGCACACCGGCAGCAGCCCUCCCAUGACGGGCAUGGAGAAAGCUGGUCUGGAGGUCGGGUCCAGCCGCCCCUUCUCCAGGUUCAUGGAGGAGAACAAAGAGAUUGGGAUCAAUUAAAGACUUUUCUGUGUUAUUCCAAGGUAGGCUUUGGCAAAGACUAAGAGUCUUAUGACAAGGAAAGAAACUGCUGAUCCAGUUUGAACUCAUACGUACUAUAUUAUGUACAGCUGAAGUAUUUUUUGUUUGGUUUUGGAAAUAUAGUAUUUAGUAUUGAUUAGAGGUCUUUGCCUUUCACCCAUUCCCACCUCACUUGAUAUUUCGCUUAUACGAAGAAUACUUUGUCUCUUGUUUGAGAAUAUGUCGUCUUGCAAGAUUUGCAUGGUACUUAUUGGUUUUUAUCAGUAUGUUUGACUGCUUUUAUGAAUUCCUUUGAAAACCAGGAUCCUGUCUCAUUUAGGAUGGGCAAGCAUCUUAUUUGGACAGGACUAAAACAGAGAAGAACAGAGGGUUUGUUGAAAGACAGUCUAGCCUCGUAUGGCAACCUUGUUUAUGAUUGCUCUUUUGAAUAUGAAAGGGCCAUGGAUAGGCUGAAGAAAAGACUGAAGUAUAGUGUUUCUGUGCUCGCCUGAUAUUUUUUCUCAUGAACUAGAAAACUUGAAAAAAAUAAUGUUUGAAAUAUUUUAAUCUUUACAUUUAGUCUCCCAGCAUUGUCUUAUAAUAUUGUCCUGUGUCUUUAGUAUUUAUGAUAAUGACAAAAAAAGCGGGUAUACGAAAAUAUAUUUAAUGGCCCAAGCAUUUUAUUGAUCCGUUUUUUUCUAAACUGCAGGCUUCACUGAUGAAUAUCUCUUUCAAUAAAGACAACAUGUCAUUUGAUUUGAACAACAGAGAAAAAUGGUGAAGUUUUGUUUGGAUAUCUAUGUGUAACGCGGUACAUGGUAAAGAGGCUAGAGAUAUCCGAAGCUGCUAUGACCACAACCCUGCUUUUAACCUUUGUAAAAAAGAAAAAAAAAAAGUUAUCCUUUCGAAGAAAUAUCUAUGUAUAGAAAUACAGACAAAUCUAAAACAGGUAUGCAUAUUUUGUAUCACAUAAAAAUAGACAUCAUGAGUUGAGAGUAUUUGUCAUGUUUGUGAAUGCACUUUUUAAAACAAGACGUUUUGUCUGUGAGUUACCGUUAACCUUUUGACUGAGCUAUCUAUCACGUGCUGUUUUAAUUGUUUCCAGCGUACCACUCCUACAAUUUGCAGAGUCGGUUCUCUGUUACUGCAUCUGUGCUACUCAUCAAGAGUGCAAACUCAUCACUCAAUCAAAACCUUCUUAAAUAAAAAAAAA